AAUACAGAAAGUAAGCUGCUAUCAUUUUGGUCUUAAAUGGGGCUGGGCGCUUGGCUGUAGGUUAGGACCUUUAGACUAACUGGUGGCAACCAGAGUGGCGGUAGCGUUUUCCGAGUUGAAUUUUCUAAUUUGUUAAGAAAUAAACCACCUUUAGUAGUUAGAAUAUCGUCAGAAUAUGCCGACUGACUUUUACAUUCGUUACUACGUCGGCCACAAAGGUAAAUUUGGCCAUGAAUUUUUAGAGUUUGAAUUCAGACCUGAUGGUAAAUUGAGAUAUGCCAAUAACUCGAACUACAAAAAUGACACAAUGAUCCGCAAAGAAGCCUAUGUGCACCAAUGUGUUAUGGAAGAAUUGAAAAGAAUCAUCACAGACUCUGAAAUAAUGCAAGAAGAUGACUCUCUGUGGCCUCAACCUGACAGAGUUGGUCGCCAAGAGCUAGAAAUUGUUAUUGGUGAUGAGCACAUAUCUUUCACAACUUCAAAGACAGGUUCGUUGCUAGAUGUCAAUCAAUCAAGGGAUCCUGAAGGACUUAGAUGCUUCUAUUACUUGGUUCAAGAUUUGAAAUGUCUUGUAUUUUCUUUGAUUGGGCUUCAUUUCAAGAUCAAGCCUAUAUAAUUAUCUAAUCUAGGUCUAAUGAUAAUUCUUACUUUUCAGUAUAUGUAAUAAAUUUAAGUUGUGAAAUACAUUAAAUUCAUUUUUCCAAUGAAAUUCAUUUAUGUUUUAUGCAUUUUCAUAAUUUCUUUCUAUUUUCACUUAUAUAAACGUUAUAGUUUUUUAAAUUUAUAUUUAUAUUUAUUCAUUUUAUUUAAAAUUUGAGAAUAGAUUUCUUGUAUUUUUG
This is a messenger RNA of Phymastichus coffea, 839 nucleotides long. RefSeq names its product protein mago nashi homolog (gene mago). The transcript has 2 exons. The record is from RefSeq and is a predicted model, not a curated record. Gene Ontology annotation, biological process: RNA splicing. Lineage: Eukaryota; Metazoa; Arthropoda; Insecta; Hymenoptera; Eulophidae. Gene Ontology annotation, cellular component: exon-exon junction complex; nucleus; catalytic step 2 spliceosome. Bases 176 to 616 code for a protein of 146 amino acids.